Echinops telfairi (small Madagascar hedgehog) is the source of this 2143-nucleotide messenger RNA. RefSeq names its product RUNX family transcription factor 1 (gene RUNX1). Gene Ontology annotation, cellular component: nucleus. Gene Ontology annotation, molecular function: RNA polymerase II cis-regulatory region sequence-specific DNA binding; ATP binding; DNA-binding transcription factor activity, RNA polymerase II-specific. The coding region runs from base 785 to 2143 and encodes 452 amino acids. NCBI's taxonomy places the organism in Eukaryota, Metazoa, Chordata, Mammalia, Afrosoricida, Tenrecidae. The record is from RefSeq and is a predicted model, not a curated record. The transcript has 6 exons. Gene Ontology annotation, biological process: hemopoiesis; regulation of cell differentiation; regulation of transcription by RNA polymerase II.
AUUUAUUUCGAGAACAUGACAAUUACUUCUAGCCCAGCCCUGCGCCAACUACUGAAGCUGAUUUUCAAGGCUACUUGAAAAAAAAAAUCGGCAGCGAACAUUAAUGGAUUUCUGUUGUGUUUAAAUUCUCUACAGAUUGUCUUGUAAAUAUUUUAUGAAGCAGAGCAUAUGUAUAUAUUUAUAUAUACGUGCUUAUACAUUAGUGGCAUGACCUUUGGAAGUCGCAGCCCUUUCUUUUGAGGACCGAAGCUGGUUUUGCCUGAUGAAAGUGGCGCUGUGUAUGGAAAACACUCGUGCGUUUUCUAUUCUGUUGGGACUUUAAGGGGGGGAAUCACUCGGGGGGAAAAACGGACUGGAACUUUCAAAUUAUGUGUUCGCUGGUCCUUUUGCUGUCCGCCUAAAUAUUUUUGGAAGUGUGUGGGACAUUUCGCCUUCAGGAACUUUUGUUAACCACCAAAGACUGAAUUUUAAACUCUCAAAGCAAGACGCAGCGUUCCUUUGGCUUUUGACUUUGAAUUCUGGUCCUCCGCUUUUUAAAUGCACGAAGCAGCCGAUCGCUAGGUGCAGGGCCUGAGUCGGAAUCCGGUCACCACGGUCAAACUUUUCUUCUCCAGGACUUUUAACGUAGUCUCCCCGCGUUACUGCCCGCCCCAAUCCCUUGCAGCAAAUAAAGGCCCUUGAACUUGUAUGUUGGUCUCUCCGGAGCUGCUGGCUGAGGAUCCGCGCCCCUGUCGCUGUUUAGUGGGAGCUGUUUGCAGGGUCCUAACUCAAUCGGCUUGUUGUGAUGCGUAUCCCCGUAGAUGCCAGCACGAGCCGCCGCUUUACGCCACCUUCCACCGCGCUGAGCCCGGGCAAGAUGAGCGAGGCGCUGCCGCUGGGCGCCCCGGACGCCGGCGCCGCCCUGGCCGGCAAGCUGAGGAGCGGCGACCGCAGCAUGGUGGAGGUGCUGGCCGACCACCCGGGCGAGCUGGUGCGCACGGACAGCCCCAACUUCCUUUGCUCGGUGCUGCCCACACACUGGCGCUGCAACAAGACCCUGCCCAUCGCUUUCAAGGUGGUGGCCCUGGGGGAUGUUCCAGAUGGCACUCUGGUCACGGUGAUGGCCGGCAACGAUGAAAACUACUCAGCCGAGCUAAGAAAUGCUACGGCGGCCAUGAAAAACCAAGUCGCCAGAUUCAACGACCUCAGGUUUGUCGGGCGGAGCGGACGAGGGAAAAGCUUCACUCUGACCAUCACUGUCUUCACGAACCCUCCUCAAGUCGCCACCUACCACAGAGCCAUCAAGAUCACCGUGGAUGGACCCAGGGAACCAAGAAGACAUCGCCAGAAGCUAGAUGAUCAAACCAAGCCGGGGAGCUUGUCCUUCUCCGAGCGGCUCAGUGAGCUGGAGCAGCUGAGGCGCACAGCCAUGCGGGUCAGCCCGCACCACCCAGCCCCCACGCCCAACCCGCGUGCCUCCUUGAACCAUUCCACGGCCUUUAACCCGCAGCCUCAGAGCCAGAUCCAGGAUACCAGGCAGAUCCAGCCAUCCCCGCCGUGGUCCUACGAUCAGUCUUACCAGUACCUGGGAUCCAUCACCUCUCCUUCCGUGCACCCAGCAACUCCUAUCUCGCCGGGGCGGGCCAGCGGCAUGACAAGCCUCUCUGCUGAGCUUUCCAGUCGACUCUCAACGGCGCCCGACCUGACGGCCUUCGGAGACCCGCGCCAGUUCUCGGGCCUGCCUUCCAUCUCGGAUCCGCGCAUGCACUACCCGGGCGCCUUCACCUACUCACCAACGCCCGUCACGUCGGGCAUCGGCAUUGGCAUGUCGGCCAUGGGCUCGGCCACGCGCUACCACACGUACCUGCCGCCGCCCUACCCGGGCUCGUCGCAGGCGCAGGGGGCCUUCCAGACGAGCUCACCCUCCUACCACCUGUACUAUGGCGCCUCGGCCGGCUCCUACCAGUUCUCCAUGGUGGGCGGCGAGCGCUCCCCGCCCCGCAUCCUGCCGCCCUGCACCAACGCCUCCACGGGCUCGGCGCUGCUCAACCCCAGCCUGCCCAACCAGAGCGACGUGGUGGAGGCCGAAGGCAGCCACAGCAACUCGCCCACCAACAUGGCGCCCGCCGCGCGCCUGGAGGAGGCCGUGUGGCGGCCCUACUGA